ACUAGAGACGUUUCGAUGCUGCUGCUGCUGCUGCUGCUGCUGUUAGUCCUGCUCCUCGCUCUUGCCGCUAGGUGGCGUGCAUCCUGGUCCAACAGCCACUGGCGACGACGCGGCAUAUGCGGCCCACAGGGCUGCCCGCUGCUGGGCAACAUGGCGCUCUUUGCCCUCGGGCAGCGCUCCUACGGCGAGGUCUACGCACAAAUCUACAGAGAGCAUCCUGGACUGCGCUACGUGGGCUUCUAUCGGCUGUUUAAUGAGCCCGCCCUGCUGGUGCGGGAUGAGCGACUGCUGCGGGAGGUCCUCGUCGGCAGCAGCUUUGCGUGCUGUGCGGACAAUGCGGUCAAUGUGGAUGCCCAGCGGGAUGUCCUGGCCAGCUGCAAUCCGUUCAUUGCCAGCGGCGAUCGCUGGAGGAAGUUGCGCGCCGAUCUGGUGCCCCUGUUCACGCCCAGCCGCUUGCGGCAGACGCUGCCACAUGUGGCUGCCGCUUGCCAGCAACUGCGGCCGUUUGUCGAGCGGCGUCUGAUCCGCGAACGUUUCGAGGCCAAGGCGCUGGCCACGCGCUACACGCUGCAGGUGAUUGCCUCGGCCGCCUUUGGCCUCGAUGCCCACUGCCUGUGCCAGGACGAGCAGCAGGAGCAGGGCAGCGAGUGGCUGGAGUGGCUGGUGCCGCUCUUCCAGCCGAGUGCGUGGAGCCUGCCCGAAACCAUAGCGCUGCUGCACUCCUCACGCCUCGCCAGCAUCCUGCAACAUCGCUACGUGCCCCUUUCACUGCAGCACUGGCUGUGUGAUCUGGUGCGGACGAGUGCCAGUGCCAACAGCUUUCUGCGCUGGCUGGGCGAGCAGCAGGGCUCAGACUUGGCGGGGCAUGCCACCACGCUGCUGCUGGAAGGAUACGAGACCUCGGCCAUGCUGCUGGCCUUCGCCCUCUACGAGCUGUCGCUCAAUGAGUCCGUCCAGCGGCGUGUGCAUGCCGAACUCACGGAGGUGGCAAAGCGGCAUGGGGGUCUGCUCUUGGGGCAUGCUGCUCUGGCGGAGCUCAGGUAUGCGGAGGCCACGCUGCUGGAAACACUGCGACUGCAUCCGGCCAUGCAGGCACUCCAGAAGCGCUGCACCAAAUCAUUCACACUGCCAGCACAGAGGUGGGACACAGACACAGAGACGGACAGCAGCCUGCAGGUUGCCUUGGGCACGGUCCUCGUGCUCCCCGUGCAGGCCAUUCAUCUCGAUCCGCAGCUGUAUGCCGAGCCGCUCAAGUUCCAGCCGGAGCGCUUCAUGGACGCCUCGCCUGGGCUGGGCUGCCGUUUCCUGGCCUUCGGUGCCGGGCCACGUAUGUGUCCGGGCAUGCGGUUGGGCCUGGCACAGACAAAGGCCGCACUGGUAACGCUGCUCCAGGACUACUCCGUGCAUCUCGCAGACCAGCGUCAGCCACCCGUGCAGGUCUCGCCCCUCACCUUUCUGACGGCCAGCAAGCAGGGAAUUUGGCUGCAGCUGCGAAAGCGCUAAGCGCCGUUACGCGUUGCUGUAAGAUUACAGAUGUAAAG
This is a messenger RNA of Drosophila guanche, 1541 nucleotides long. It is a transcript of the gene Cyp308a1, whose product is annotated as probable cytochrome P450 308a1. Bases 16 to 1503 code for a protein of 495 amino acids. The transcript is spliced from 4 exons. Gene Ontology annotation, molecular function: monooxygenase activity; oxidoreductase activity, acting on paired donors, with incorporation or reduction of molecular oxygen; heme binding. The record is from RefSeq and is a predicted model, not a curated record. NCBI's taxonomy places the organism in Eukaryota, Metazoa, Arthropoda, Insecta, Diptera, Drosophilidae.